Candidula unifasciata is the source of this 602-nucleotide messenger RNA. Lineage: Eukaryota; Metazoa; Mollusca; Gastropoda; Stylommatophora; Geomitridae. The record is from the annotation of a GenBank genome assembly.
AUGGCACGUUUCUCUGUUGGACUUGCAACGAUCUGUAUUAUUUCUGCCUCAUUUUGUGGAGCUAUUCCUGCAAGGAAAACAAUUGUGAAAACCGCACUGGAUAAAGAUUCCUUCAAAAUUCCAAACUGGCUUAGAACUGCAAUAGAAUCUGUGAAAGAAAAAGUCAGAAAUAAAAAUGUUCCAGAAGAUUCAAACAAUGGUCUUAACUACGGCAAUAAGCACGAUAAGACAUUCACAGUUUCUGAAGACACUCUACCAGUUCUUAUUCACAGUGAGAACGAGAAAUCUGGCAUCAAGAUUAUUCCUUCAUCUCUUUCGGAUACGGACAAAGUUAACCCUUUUGUGAGGUCAAAACGAAGCACCUGUGUAACGCCUGCAAACCUGCCUCAGAUGGUGAGAGAUUUGAAUACACGUCUAACCGCCUCGCAGCUGGUUGGACUCAACCCAGGAGAAUCCACACCACAAGCUGCCCCAACCUCUCAGUACAACACAUGUCCGAGGAACGUAACCGGUGACUGGUGGCCGAGACCUGAAGUUAACUUGAGGUCAACCUGUCCAUGGAAACUUCAGCAAGUUGAUCUUGGCGUCAACGCUUUUCCAAG